Messenger RNA from Mycena citricolor, 1281 nucleotides. Lineage: Eukaryota; Fungi; Basidiomycota; Agaricomycetes; Agaricales; Mycenaceae. The record is from the annotation of a GenBank genome assembly.
AUGUCUGCGAACUUCAACCGAAAUCCUACCGGAAAGAACCAAUAUGCCAAAAGCGAAGCGCUGGAAGAGUCGAUCAAGACUGCACUCCAGGGGUACCACCAGGACGGGGUUACAAACUACGCAAUAAUAUCUCAACUGCUGUUCAAGGAUCUGGAAGUAACCUUGGGUCCCAAACAGGUCCAGCGGCGGCUUUCGAAGCUAGGACUCUUUGCGGCCAAGGGAACCAUGGAACGGAUCGAACAUGCUGAUGUGGUGCAACUGGUUCUCGACGAACUUGACAAGGAUGUAGUGAAGCACCUUGGUGUCAAGUCCAUUCGGGACAAGAUAAGGCAAACCUCAGAUGUUAUCCUAUCCAGAUCAUUUGUGUCCUGGAUGAUGCAUCUCCAUGACCCAGAUGGCUUUGCCGGACGCAACCCUACAGCUAAGCGCAUCUAUCGCUCUCCCAAGUACCCGAUAGGUAUCAAUCACAAGUGGUCAAGCGACGGUCAUGAUAAAUUGUACUCGAUCGGAUAUCCCAUCUACGCAAUUGUGGAUGAUGCUACUGGGAAAACACUGGGCGCUUGGGUUCUGCCCAGCAAUCGUCAGCAAGAUAUCAUCUUGUAUGUCUAUCUCUGCUGUGUGGAGAAGUACGGUGGUAUUCCUCUGACCACAACAACGGACUGUGGUACGGAGACUCUCAAGAUGGUGAAUAUGCAGAAGGAACUGCGGAACACCUUCCACCCCGACAUUUCUGAGGCCGAAGUUCCUGCCCACAUAUACCUUCGAAGUGUACAUAACAUUUCAGUAGAACGUAGCUGGUAUCGUCUGCGUCUGGACUUUGGUGAUCGCGCCGUGUACCUGUUCAAGGAGGGUGCUAUCCAAGGGAUCUAUAAUCCUCAUGAUGCUGAUCAUGUCCAGCUUAGUCUAUGGCUCUGGUCUCGGAUCCUCCAGAAGGAGCUAGAUGCGACAGUCGAGUUUCGAAACAACAGUGCGGUGCGGAAGCAGAAGGCAAAGCCUGGGCCUUCGGGAUUCAGUCGCAACAUCGCUUACACGCUGUACGAACAGUGGGGAGGGGUGGACUGCAAGCUCGUGGUGGAUAUGAACUUGAUCAGGGAGCAGAAAGCCCUGCUCGGAGGUGACACACUUCUUGAGUUCACGACGUUGGAAUUUUCGCAACGGGCUCAGGCUGUCUUUGUCACUCUCGGAGAAGUACCCUUGUCCAUGGAGUCCGGGUGGACAUUAUUCCAGGUGAUGCUUCCUGAUGUAUUUCCCGAACGUAACUUUCUGCGUCCUGUAUUGUAG